Molecule: messenger RNA, 869 nt
Organism: Fomitopsis serialis
Lineage: Eukaryota; Fungi; Basidiomycota; Agaricomycetes; Polyporales; Fomitopsidaceae
Product: Metalloenzyme, LuxS/M16 peptidase-like protein
Exons: 6
Molecular function (GO): metal ion binding
Source: RefSeq, a predicted model, not a curated record
CUGAACGCUUCUGAGAGCUAUCUCUGGCGGUACAUUCGUGACUCGGGGUUGGCAUACGACGCGGGAGUCUACGUGGAUCUAGAGGGCGGCCUUCUAAGCUUUGCGUUGGACAGGACUUCACAAUAUCUGAAGGCGUAUGAACAAGCAAAAUCCGUUGUCGAAGGCCUCGUUGACGGCUCGAUCGCGCUCGAAGAGACGACUCUGGAUGCGGCGAAGAGUAUCCUCGUGUUCGGUGUGACGAGCGGUGUCUCUACGCCAGGGCAAGCGGCUGUAGCCUCUUUCGUGAAUCAAGCCCUCCGGGGCGUACCUCAGAACUACAACAUCGAACUUCUCGAACGCUACCGUUCCGUCACGAAGGCGGAUGUCCUCGCCGUACUGCGCGAGUACUCCUGGAAGGUCGCAGAAACAACGGAAGGCCUUACACAGCUGGGGUUCGAGGUGGAGCAGCGGUCGUUGGAAGCGGAUGCAGACGAGUCUGAGAGCGGUAGAGAGGGCAGCGACUCCAACAUCAGUGCGUGACAGCGGCAGUAGCAGCAGUACCGUGUCGAGACUUCAGGCUAUGGUGGACGUGGACGAUCAUAUAACAAUGCUUCACACCGCUACAUGCAAUCUGGGCGUAUACGUAGAUACGAUACAAGCAUCAUGAAUCAGAGUGUUUUGUCUUCCCUCGCACCUUCCGAGGGUGGAUAUGUCGCGGAGGCCCCUUGUUGCUCAGUACUGGACGUCCCGAUAACUUCAAUCGUCUUUCCUGAAGCCUGCCCAGGGCCCCAGGCUUCAGUUUCACGUUUUCCAGGAAAUCGUUGUCUACGAGGAAGCGGAUGGCUUGGGAUAAAUCCGAUACAGUCAGUUGGAUUUCCGGUGUGAGCAGC